AUGCACAGCUAUGGGCCUAUGGGCGCAUCUGCAACAAAGAGCGACCAGGCCCGCAUGCACUCUGUCCCGACUACAACUACUGGAGAGACCAGCUCGCAACGCGCGCCUGUGGGCAUCUGCGGAUUUGCGCCCGAAGAACUCCAGGCUGUACCGAGACCUGAUAAUCAGACCGCCCCCAAUGAAGAGCCUGAAUCCAAGCCCAGGGCCGCCUUUCCCUGUUCAUCGUAUUCUAUGGAUGAAGCUGCUCUUGCGGCCAUGAGCCAGUCAGCAAUUUUGGAUAAAGAGAAGGGUAAGUCAGCAACAGGAUGCGGCUCGAUGAAGAUGGACAAGGGCAAAGGCAAAGCUGUCUCCUUCAACGAGCCUAAUCUUGGGACCAAGGUUGCCGCAUCCCCGCCUGAUGACCACCUAGGGUCUGCGGGUGGGUCGAUUACCUCCGGGGGAUCGAAAAACAUUGUGACAGCCGAGGUCGACCCUAGGGUCCAGCGCAGCGGUGCUCCUUAUUACGCGUCGGAUUUUGGAAGGAAACCCACGAGCAGCGGGGCGUCCAACAAACGGGACGAGGGCAAGGCCGAUUCUGGUAAUAUGAAGGACUCCACUUCGACCUAG
Didymella exigua CBS 183.55 is the source of this 606-nucleotide messenger RNA. RefSeq lists its product as uncharacterized. The coding region runs from base 1 to 606 and encodes 201 amino acids. NCBI's taxonomy places the organism in Eukaryota, Fungi, Ascomycota, Dothideomycetes, Pleosporales, Didymellaceae. The record is from RefSeq and is a predicted model, not a curated record. The transcript has a single exon.